UCUUUUGGUCUUCCUGAAUAACAGCCAAAGAGCUCAGGCCACCUCUUGUAUUUUUUUUUCUUUUUCUCCUUGUCUUGAGAUGCCUGAGGCUUUGAAGAAAGAGAAGAAUGCAAUCCUUCGGAGCCUUGACCUCCCAUCCUUCUUUCCCACCAAGUUCCUUUCGCCAUUUCAAGUCCUGCUCUCUCCACAACACCCUGUGCUGUCUGAGGAAGGUGAACAAGAAGGGCCUUAAGGACACCUGGCCUUCCAUUUCUUUCUCAUUAUUCGGAUCAGGUUUCAUCUUGGGUCCUCUUGUUGAUGGUCUCCAUUCGAGGGUGAAGCUUUUAAUGUACCAAAAUGGAGCAAUUGAUAUAGGCCCUCUGCAUACCAACAUCUGGGUUCCUCCUUUGCUUGGAGCCUUUUACUGCACUGUUGGCCUGUUGCAACUCUUUUUGGAUGAAAGGUUCCCUUCCAGAUCAAAGGCUCCAGUGGGAAACCUGGAGAGAACUGCACUUUCUCUGAUAACACUCGUGGUAUUCAUUGAAUUAAGUGCUGAAAUGUACAAAGGUGGAGUCCCCAGCAAUAUCGAAGCCUACAUUUUAUUUGCUCUGGCAGAGUUUAUAUGGUUAUUCCUGGAUGGUACAUGGCAAGGUUUUGCUUUGGCUUGCUUUGUUGGUCUUGCAUGCAUUCUUGCUGAGGUCCCAUUAAUCAAGUUGUUUCACCUCUGGAAUUACCCCAGCGCUGACAUCCAACUAUUCGGAGAGGGGUUAAUCAGUUGGACCGCCACAUGUUAUUUUGUUUACGUGCCAUUCUUGAUUAAUUUGUCAAGAUGGCUGAAAGUCGUAGCUGAUGCUAAGUAGUCCAAUACAAGUGAAAAUUAUGUAUUGUUGCAAGUAUGGAGGACUGUAAGAUGUGCUGGAUUUUGGAGGCUUGUUCUUUGGGUUGGGAGUGUAAGUUUUAUUUCCAUCCUUGCAAAGUUUAGAAAGCUCCAUUAUGAUACUGUUGGGAAGAGAACUUCCUCUGGUUCCUUUUCCCUGAGGAAGAGGACAUCAACCCCAUAGAGAAGAUGUCGUUGCGAAUGAAGUGCUAAUUAUCAUUUGUUGAUCUCGGAGUUUGAGCUCAAAGGCAACUAAUUUUGUGCAAUAUAGGCAACUAAUCAGAGAUGGGAGAAAUGGAAACAUAGAAGAAGGGAGAGAUGGAAAGAGAGUGAGAGAGAGAGAGAGAGAUGCAAAGCAGCUGCUGAUCAGGAACAGUGAUGGAACAUUGCUAGAACUCACCAACUAGGAUUCAUAUAAGGACUCAUUGGGAAUUUGGCAUAGAGGAUGGAAGAGCUCAGAUCUCAACUAUUACUUGGGAAUCCAUAUAGUGGGAUCUCUAAUAAUUUUUAGCAAUAUUUUAACAGUCUGCAUGGUGAACCAUGAUUGAGCUAUAAACAAUAAUGAUAUUGGUGGAAGGUAUUUUUUGGAACUCGACCGGUGCAAUAAUCAAGCUAUAAAUAAGAAUGGAAUUAGUGUGAGAAAAGAGGAACAAUAAGUAAUUAGCUUCCAGGAUUUUGAUAGCUGAUUAUGAUACAAGACCACAUGUCCUUCAGAUGUGGGAGGGCAAGAGAGCGCAGCGGCAGGAUACGUAAUUUGGGAUUACUAAGCCGUGACCUUAUAUGCUGCUCUAUGUUCGCACUCUGUUCCACAUGAAGAAUGCAAUCAGUUCGGUUCAUUUAGAAGGCAUUGUUCUCGAAGGAGAGUCAGCUACAGUGGUCUCCUGGAUAAAUAACAACAUAGAUUGUUUACAUUCCAAAGAAAUCUCAAAUCAAUGCAAUCGAUUGCCUUUCCUACUCAGUUGGUGCAAAUCCAUGAAGCUGAGGUGCAAUGAGUCUAUUUUUCAAAAGUCUCGAUAGGGCCUUUGC
Molecule: messenger RNA, 1882 nt
Organism: Phoenix dactylifera (date palm)
Lineage: Eukaryota; Viridiplantae; Streptophyta; Magnoliopsida; Arecales; Arecaceae
Source: RefSeq, a predicted model, not a curated record